Morone saxatilis (striped sea-bass) is the source of this 1882-nucleotide messenger RNA. It is a transcript of the gene ddb2, whose product is annotated as damage-specific DNA binding protein 2. The record is from RefSeq and is a predicted model, not a curated record. Lineage: Eukaryota; Metazoa; Chordata; Actinopteri; Moronidae. Gene Ontology annotation, molecular function: damaged DNA binding; protein binding. The coding region runs from base 212 to 1693 and encodes 493 amino acids. Gene Ontology annotation, cellular component: Cul4-RING E3 ubiquitin ligase complex; nucleus. Gene Ontology annotation, biological process: DNA repair; response to UV. The transcript is spliced from 11 exons.
CUCAACUGAAAGCAGACCUGACGUCACUUUGUAGUCCUACCUAAACUCCAGACAUGGCGUCCACUGAGGGUUGCUGACGCCUACCGUCAACCAGCUGUAAUCACACAAGUUACAAAACAGUCGCAGCCAUUAACGCACUCACGUGUAUUAUGUAAACCCUGGAGCUCCUCAACCUGCAGCACUAAACACUGAAACAACCUCAGGAGGAGACAUGAAAAACAAACCGACGAAGUCAGCUGCAUCAGAGUCAAAGAGUAAAGUGAAGAAAAGAAGCGGGGAGAACUCUGCUCCAACUCUCUCCAAAAAACUACGAGACAGGAAAGAUGGAGAAACAUCCCAACAAGGGCCUCCUCUUAAGUCUGCAGGAGUCCAGAAGAGAAGCGGGUAUGGAAGCAUCCUGCACUACAUCUACAAGAGCACUCUGGGGCAAAGUCUCCACUCACAGAUGAGACAGUGUCUGCAGGAACCUUUUGUUCGCUCGCUGUCGUCCUAUCACUUCCACGGUGCCACCAGCCCCUUCGACCGCAGGAUCACCUGUCUGGAGUGGCAUCCCACGCACCCCACCACUCUGGCUGUGGGGUCCAAGGGCGGUGACUUGUAUCUGUGGGACUUUGAGGAGCCCACGAAGAAAACGUUAAUUCAAGGGAACGGAGCAGGAGACUUUAUCGGAGGGAUGAAGUUCUGCCCGAUGGAUAUUUCCAAAGUCUAUGUGGCUUCGGGUGAGGGCACACUGACCGUGCAGAGCUUUGAGGGUCGCACACCCACCGUUCUGUCCAGAACUCAAGACUGUGGCCACGAUCACCACAAUGUUUGUUACUGGUACUGCUGUGUAGAUGUGUCAGUAAGCAGGCAGAUGCUUGUGACAGGAGACAAUGUGGGACAGCUCGUACUCCUGGGUUUAGAUGGCCAAAAGAUUUUCAGUGACAAGUUGCACAAAGCCAAAGUCACCCAUGCAGAGUUCAACCCCCGUUGUGAUUGGUUGUUGGCGACGGCCUCGGUUGACCACACGGUGAAACUUUGGGACCUGAGAAACAUCAAAGACAAGAAGAGUUUCCUCCAUGAAAUGCCUCACGAGAAAGCUGUCAACUCGGCAUAUUUCAACCCACUGGAUUGCUCCAAGUUGCUCACCACAGAUCAGUACGACCAGAUCCGGGUCUACUCGUCCUCCAAUUGGUCGAAGCCUCAGCAUAUCAUCCAACAUCCACACAGACAGUUUCAGCAUCUCACACCCAUCAAGGCUACGUGGCACCCUGUCUAUGACCUAAUUGUGGCCGGCCGCUACCCUGAUGACCGGGUUUUUCUCGGAGAUCAGAGGACAAUCGACAUCUUUGAUUCCAACACUGCAGAGCUCGUGUGUCAGCUGCAGGAUCCCACUGUCGCAGGGAUCAAAUCUAUCAACAAAUUCAAUCCCAUGGGCGAUGUGAUUGGAUCUGGAAUGGGUGUGACGGUGCUCGUCUGGGAUAGAAACGAGUCCCUGAUGAACGAGCGGCACAAACAGGAGGAAACUUCGACCUCAGCGGACAGUUCGAGAGGCCAGAGGAGGGAACAGCAGCGCUCCAGCAGAAACAGGAGAGGUCCUGCUGCGGAUGCGAAGCUCAAGAAGAAACUGGCUUCUCUCGAAGAAUCAGGGACCAAAACCAAGACCAAAACUGGGUGUACAAAACAAAAACAAGCACAGAUGAGGAAGAAGUAAACUGUACCCCAGUGAAAAUCGAUGUAUAUAAUUCCUUUGUUCACUGUGUCUCUAUCUUCAGGGAUUGUUUGAAUGUUUAAAAAAUAUUUCACAUAUUCUUUUAUAAACCAGUUUAAAACUGGAACUCUUGUAUGUUCUCACAAAUGUUUUUCUACUGUUCUAUAAUAAAAAAAAAAAGAUUGUUUCAUA